AUGGCCUUGACCCCAGAAGAUGUUGCUCAUCUUGUGAGGGCAGCAACAGCUGCAGCCGAGAGUGCCUCGAAAGCGGCUCUGGCAGCCGAGAGAGCUUCGCAGAGCAGCAAGGGCACAGGAAGGGCUGGAUUCUCGGAAGCCUCCAAAGUCUGUAAGUGUCCAGACAGCUUUGGUGGUGGCACAGUCGAAGAUGACCAGACAAAGUGGGCUGAUUUUUCGAUGGCGUUCAAGGCAUGGCUGUAUUAUGGCGAUGAGAUGUUUCGCAGAGCUCUUCAAGUUCUGCGGGCGACUAGCGAGCAGCAUGGCUAUGAGGUCUGGCGACAACUUGUAAAUCUUUAUAGCCCCCACACCAAGCAGAGGAGUCUGGGGAUCAUGACAGCGUUGAUGAGUUUUCCUUCGUUUUCGAAGGAUAGAUCGUAUCUCGAACAAAUACAAGGGCUAGAUCGGUUAGCCGAAGAGUUUCGCAAGUCCUCGGGCAAGGCGGUGCAGGACGAAAUGAUGCUGGGGAUCCUCACUAAAGCUUUGCCAGCACAUGUGCGACAACAAGUUCAGCUUUCCAUGUCUGAGUCUUCAACCUAUGCAGAAGUGCGAGAACGCGUGCUGUCUUUUGAGACUGUGUCGCAUGUGUACAAUGCUUCGAAGAUCCAGCAAGAGUUUGGCGUCGGUGCUGUCUACAAUGGUCCUCAACCUAUGGAAAUAGAUUUGGUUUCCAAGGGCAAAGGUAAGUGGUGGACCAAAAACAACCAAAAGGGUGACUACAAAGGAAAGAAGGGCGAUGGAACAAAAGGAGGCCACAAAGAUGAUAGGACAAACAAAGGCAAGGGCAAGGGUGACAAAUCGGGUUCUGGAAAAGCUUCAGCUGACAAGGGCAAAGCUAAAGGGCAGGGCCAGGACAAAGCAGGAGCAAUCAGAAGGGUUUUGCAGUCCUCUAGUGCACCCAGAGCCUUUGCAUUCUUUGAUUUGACGAGUCAAGAUGAGUGUUACAAAGGGAGUGUUCGCAUGGUAGAGCAGUACGACAUGUCUUACAGCGACAACGAUGAACAGUGGACAGAAUGUGGAGAUAUAGAGUUGAUUUUGGACUCGGGAGCCGACCAUAGCGCAUUGCCUCUUCGUUUUGCCUCGAUUGGCAAACCAGCAGGCGACUCAGGACAUACCUUCGUGGAUGCACAAGGGAAUGAUCUUCUUGUUGCACAGGUCCGAGUAGCAGAGGUUACCUUGGGUGACAUGUGCUUCAAAGAAAAUUUCAUCAUCGCUCCUGUCAACAAUCCACUUCUUUGUCUGGGGCGUCUUUACAAAGCUGGGUUUGAGGUGCGAAAAUGGAAUGAUCAACUUCAGCUUGGAUGUGAAGAUCAUGCUGUUCCAGUGGAGUUCAGGCGAAACAGUUUGGCAGUUCAGGGUUCAAUCCGAAUGUUGGAGCAAGCCAGGACGGGAACUGAUGAGCGACUCCAUGUGCGAGCCAUCACUUUGCGAUCAGUGAAGCAGUUUAUCAAGUUGGACGAUUACGAAGCGGGCUUGCCUAAUCCUCAGAACAUCGAGCUGGUGAUGACCAUUGCGCACGAUCACGAAGUAAGCCCCGAAGAGCUUGGUUUCGAGUUUGACGCUGAGCCCGGUGAAGCAAUGCCAAGGCAUGGUGUUAGUCUUCAUGCAGGUGUUGGUGUGGUUGAUGAAAGUCAGGAGCCUGAGCAAGCCGAAGCAGUACCCGCAGCUCCUGAUGAAGCCGAAGUACCUGUAGAGCAGCGACAUGUCCCACUUGCCGACAAUGAGGUUGAGAUUGAUGGGGUCCGUUUGGACCUGAACUCGACACUGCAGGCCUUGAGAGCAGGUUGCGUUGCUCUUGGAUUGACAAAGCGAGGGAGCAAGAAGCAAUGUCUAGAGCGACUGCGACGCCACAUCCAGGAACAUGCUUUGUUGGCAGAGCACCAGGCGGUGGCUGCAGCAGUUGGUGACUCAGAAAGGAAGCCUCGUGGUGUGACUGAGCCAGGAAAUCCGACUCCCGAGCAGGAGACAGAGGAACAUCUUCUGACAGUCCUGGUGGUUCACGAUCGGCAGUGGUUCGAAGUGCAGAGCGAGCAUGCAGACAACUGGGUAUUAAGGCUGGGGCGAGAUGGUGUAAAGGACCGUUGGAGUCUUGAGCGCUGUGGAGAGGUGACUUUGGCUCCUUGGGAACAUGGCUUUGCUAGUUUGGGUGGCAAGCUGGUGGUGAACAAGCGGAUUGUGGCACCUCAAGUGGCAGCCCCGACUCCUAAUCCUGCACCUAGUCCUGCGUUGCUUGGAGCUGGCGAAGAAUCAGAACGGGUCAGCAGCUCAGGCGAAAGCAGAAGGACCAGCGAUGUUGAGGAGCCUGAGAUGCCGGCCGAGGCGGGGACCACUGAGAUGCCUAUGAUUCACAGCAGGAGUGAAACCAGCGAUACGUCGAUGUCACUGCCGAGUACUGGGUCGUCCAGUGAGCUUGUGCCAGAUGAGGCCAUGGCUUCAAGGACGAGAACAGCAGAACAGGCAGCUAGUGAUGUGGCUACUGGGUUGAGUGAAAAUCCUAGAAGCCCCAAGGCACCGAAGGUGAGACAUGAAGUCAAUCGACUGGAGUUUGCUUGUGUGUGCCAGAUCAGCGACAACAAGUAUGAACAUGAAGAUGAGGCCAUCGAGUGGACCUUGUCUCCCGAAGAGCUCGAUGACCUGGAAGAGUAUGAUCAUUCAAUCGAGGCAGAGCGAUAUGAAGAAAUCGACUGGGAGAACGUUGAGGCGCAGCUGGUGUUUCCUCGAGACACAGAACAUGCGCCGUGCUUGGAUGAAUCUGCGCUAGCUGCGUUGGACAGAUUGGCUGAUGAGUACGAACUCAAGCGGCUGACAGAUAUGAAGGUGCUACUUCCGCCAGACUCGAAAGAGGGACCGCUGGUUGGUCGCGAAAACCCCAAGCAGCUCAGCACCAAGAUGGUGCGAACGUGGCGGGAGAAACAAAUGCCUGAUACUGUGACCAAGGUCAUGCGCCCAGUGUGGCUUCGGCGCAGCAGGUACGUAGCUCGAGAGUUCAAUUGGUUGAGUCCUGAGCGAGAAGGUUUGUAUGCGCCAGCUAGCAGCGCAUUGAUGACCAAGGUUUUACCUUCGCUUUACACGUACUUGCAGGCCAGGGAUGGAGACUGGGUGCUGGGAUCGAUGGAUGUGUCAGACGCAUUCCUCAUGGUUGAGCAGGAGGUGGCAACUGAAGUGAGCUAUCAGGACCCAGAUGGAAGAGCAAGGAAAUUUCUUUUGGGAAGACUUCUGCCAGGACAACGCGAUGGGACAGCAAAGUGGCAUCGGAAGCUGAGUCAAUGCCUAGAAACCGAUGUGAAUGCUACAGCUUGCGCUGCGUAUCCGAGUGCUUUUCGCUGCAACACUCCUCAUGGUGUAGUUUUCUUGCAAACACAUGUGGAUGACAUCGAGUUCUUGGGAAAGCGAGCAGCUGUGAAGCAAGAUUUUAAACCCGCCAUGGAGAAGCACUUCAAGGUUUCAUGUCAGCUUUUGGAGAAGCCCGGAGACACUAUGACAUUUUUGAAGAGGUUGCAUGUGUUGGGUGAGGGAAACACCCUGACCAUUACCCCACAUCCAAAACAUGUUGAAAGGCUUAUGGAGCUUAUGGAUCUGGAACCUCACAUGUGCAACAAGAAGUGCCCUCUGAUGCCAGGAUAUACCGAAAUCGAUGUGAGUUCAGCUUUGGACGUGCAGAAAACUGCAGUAUUUCGUACAUGCAUAGGCGUUCUGCUUUAUAUGUCAGCUGACUUAAUCGAAGCCCAGAACAGUAUCCGUUUCCUUUCGCAAAGAAUGAGCAGUCCGAGCAUGCGAGAUUUUCGAAUGUUGCGACAUUUGGUGCAGUAUCUAGGAGCGACUACAAACCAGGGAUUGCUCAUGACGCCUGAGAAAGGUGGUCUGUUAGGCCACGAGUAUGAUCGCGAGUGGGUUCUGGAAGCCUUCUCUGACAGUGAUUGGGCCUCCCAGAAGGGAGAUCGGAAAAGUGUGAGCUCUGGAGUUGUGGCUUUGCAAGGAAACGUUAUUUAUACGUCGUGCAGGUCCCAAAGAACGAUUGCACUUUCGAGUGCAGAAGCCGAGCUAUAUGCGAGUGCAGGCGUUUUAGCAGACUGCAUGUUGCUGCAAGUUGUCCUGUGCACCAUGUUGGAGAUUGAGGUUGAAGCAUUGCCGAUUGAGUUGCAUAUGGAUAGCUCUGCAGGCCGACAAGUGUGGAUGAGAUCUGGUGUUGGUAGAAUCCGUCACCUUUCAUGUCGUGUAUUGUGGGUACAACAACAUGUGAUGAAUGGGCGAGUUAAAGUUUCGCAUUUGAGAGGUGAGCUCAAUCCUGCUGAUGUGUCCACAAAGCUGUUAACAAGAAGUCGUAUGCGAUUCCUGAUGUACCUCAUGAAGGUCGUUGAUGCGUACACACAUGAGAGGAUUGGAGAGACAGAGUACAACCUGUAUCUAGAAAAGCGAACAAUGCAGAUUGCAAUUCAGCAAGUGAAGCGCCUUGAGCCUGGGAAGAUGAAUGGCAGAGCAAAGCAGGCCAUUCGUGGCUUGGUGAUUGCUUCGCUCACUUCGAGUGGGAUGGCAAGCGAGUUGAGCGAGGAAAUGGUGUGUAUCUCGAUGACUUCAACAACAGGUACCGGGCAAUUUGUCAUGACAGUGUUGGUGGUGAUGGUUUGCAUGGGCUUAGGUGCGUUGUGGCUGAGAUUCACAAGGGUGAGCGAGCCAGUGCAGACAAAUGGGCGACCAGCAGCAAACAUGGGAGAUGAUGCUGAAACCCAGACAGACGAGCGACAUUUUCUCUACAAGUACCACACCGAGAACAUCAUGAGAGAGAGAGCAAGCGAGAUUGAGAGACUUCGAGAACUUUCGAAUCAGCUUGGAGCCGAAUGUAGAGGGCUACGAGAGUGGAACACUCGGCUUCAGGAGUCAGAGACACAGUUGCUUGCACAAGUGCAAGAACUUCAGCAAGUGCAAAAUCCGACACGGGGCGAGAUCGUAAUGACAGGUGCAGAGACUGCGCUCAUCGUGAUGGCGAUUGCGCUUUGUGGCUUUACAAAAGUUUUCAUUUUCGGCAUGCGUGGAUUUGGAAACCGGUUCGUUGACAUCACGAUGGCGUUGCCUCAUGAGGGUUGCAGCUUCAGGAGCACUGUUGCUAAGUGCCCCGAACCCAAUCAGUGGGAGAUUCUUGAGUGGUGCGAGAGCAUCGUUGAUGCUUCCGAUCUGAGUGGACCUUUGCCUGAGAAUGCCACCCGUGAGUUGAUCGUGUUCGCCACUCGCAAGAUUGUUUCCCCAGAUGAGCUUGGGUUGACAGUUGCAAGUGACUCAGCCGAGUCAAGCAGACCUCAUGUGUUGCCACCACCACCUGAAGAGCCUGAAAAUAUGGACCAGGACGAGCCACAACAGCAUGCAGCCGUUGCACCCGAUCCCGGGGCCGAACUGCAAGUUGAUGCAGCCCUGCGUGACGAGGUUGCAGCAGAUGAUGAUGGGACACUCGUCGUUGACGGUGUGUCGUUGAGCCUUGAAUCGACCCUUGCUGUUUUGAGGCAAGCUGCUCAGUCACUGGGGCUUGGUCGUUCCGGUGGUAAGUCCACUGUGCUGAAGCGCAUUAGAGAUCACUUGGCCCGCCAGGACUUGAUUGCUGCCCAUCAGGCCCGGCAGCAGCUUGCUGCUGCUGAAGAGCGUGUGCCAGUGGAGCAGAAACAUGUUACAGCACCAAGUGAAGAUGCAUACCGUCAACACUGCCUUACCCACACACCUUAUAAAGAGUGGUGUGCCCACUGUGUUGCCUUCCGUGCAAGGUCCGACAGGCAUGAGGCCAAGACCGAAGACCGUCGUGCAAGUUCCGUCUUGUGCUUUGAUUUUGCAUAUACCAGCAGGGUUGAUGGGGGUGACAAGUUGUGCUGCCUGGUUGCAUACGACACGCAAACUAAGUGGUUGCAAGCAUGGCCGGUGCCGAGCAAAGGUGGAACUGCUUGCCGUAACUACAUGGCAGUUGAGCUGACCAAGCUGCUGUCGUACCUUGGGCACAGACGAAUCACCCUUCGUGCUGACCCAGAGGGGUCAUGCACUGCGCUUGCGAAUGCAGUCCAGGCACUCAGGCACCGCGUUGGCAUGGAGACCCACAUAGAGCAAACCCCAGUGGGGGAGCACCAAGGCAACCAUGCAGAAGGUGCCAUUGAGCGCAUCAGACAGCUCACAGGGACAAUGCUCUCUGAGCUCGAGGGCAGAUUGAACAUCAAGAUCAAGACUUUCGACCCGUUGCAUCACUGGUGUUGGCGUCAUGCCAGCUGGACCCUUCAGCGGUUUGGUGUCACGCAAAACCUCACACCUUGGGAGAGAGUGCAUGCAUCACCAUAUGGAGGCAAACUUGUCCGUUUUGCAGAAUGUGUCCUGGCACGUGUAAAGACUGCUACAAAGGGCAAACCUCGGUGGCUUCGGGCCAUGUGGUUGGGAAAGUCAGAUGUUUCUGAUUGUCACCUUGUUUGCACUUCAUCAGGUCGCCUUGUGGUCGCCAGAUCAGUCCGUCGAACCACGUGUGAGUAUGAUCCCAGCCUCUUGCCUGCGUUGCGAGACACACCUGACAAGCAUGUGUCAUUCCUUGCUGGACGUGUCGGAGCAAGUCGCAAUCAACUUGCACCAAAGCCAGUCACAGAGGAAGGCCCCGGCAGUGGGAGUGAGGUUGCAGCCAGCGACCCGCCAACAGAGAAUGAAGAUGUCUUCGACAAUCCCCAUGACAUUGCACUCGCCCCUUCUUCUGUGAGAUUGCCAGCCGAUGUCGACCUCCUGCCCAGGAACCAUCACAACCUUCCAGACUUCCACCACGAUCAGCGCCUCCUGAGAGCGCACUGGCCACAGGUUCAUGAAAGAGCUGAAUUUGAUAGUGAUGUUCAGGAAGCAAAGCGCCAGAGGAUCCGGGCAGUGAAUUCCCAUCACCACAACGAUGAAGUCGUUCACUUAGAAGACCUAGGCCUUGGGUCAGACACUGACCUCAACGAGUCAGUUGAGGAUCCGCCUGCUUGGAAUGCAACCGACAACUUCGAAGAUGCCAAGAACAUCCCUGAAGAGUUGUGGAGGCUUUUUGGGGCCGGUGAGCCUCAGCUGUCAAGUGAAGAAUUGGCCCACAUUGACGACAUAGCUGAAGCAUUCGAGUUAGCCCGACUUGAAACCAUGAAUGUUCUUGAAAGGUGGCUCAGUGCCAUGGUGGACAACGAAGUGUUUGCACCUGCAUCGUCGAAUGCACUUCUUCGUGUGCUGCCAGCUGCGCUUGUUGCACGUCAGCCUGAGGGCUGGACAGCCCUAUCUUUGGACGUUGCAGAUGCCUAUCUGACGGUUCCGCAAGCCGUCGAUACCAUCGUGACCAUAUGGGUGAGAGGUGAGCAAAGAUACUACAAGCUACUCCGAAACCUCCCAGGCCAACGCUCAGGAGCCAAGGAUUGGUUCCAAGCGUUUCAAGCACACCUGAUAAAGGAAAUGGCCAUUGAACCGCUGGUAGAAGCCCCAGCACUGUUCUUCAUUCCUGGAAGUUCAGAUGAGGGCCAUGGCGGGGGAGGCGGGGGUCUUUGCCACGUUGAUGAUCUUUUUGCAGUCGGGUCCGAUCCGACCAUGCAGAGGCUCAGUGAGUGUGUGAAGUCCAGGUAUCGCUGCACAAUUUCCUUUUUGAGACAACCCGACGAUGAGGUCAGUUUCUUAAAACGGAGACACAGAUGGGUCAAGGGUGACGUUUUCUGCAUUAGCCCAAACCCUAAGCACGUCGUAGAUCUUGCAAGAAUCCUUGGCGUUGCCGCACAGCGCCCAAAGGACAGUCCUUUACCAACAGGCACGCUUCCUUUAUGGACACAGCUAACGCCACUUGAUGAGGAGAAGUCAGGAAUCUACAGAAAGUGCAUUGGGGUACUGCUUUAUGUGUCAAGCGAUUAUCCUGCUGCACAGUAUGCAAUAAAGACAUUGAGCAGCAUGUGUGGGAGUCCCAAUGAGGGAGCAUGGCGGUGUCUGCACCACCUGGUGAACUACAUGUUCUUCCACGAGAAUCACGUCACUUGCCUUCGGACUGAGGGCAAAGGCAUCGGCCUGGUUGUCCGAGAUGACACCCACACCUUGGAGGUGUUCGCUGAUGCUGAUUGGUCAGGGAACAAAUCAACACGAAAGAGCACCAGUGCCGGAUGCAUAGCCUUCGAUGGGAUGGUGAUUCACACCUUUUCCAGAAGCCAGAGCUGCGUGAGCUUAAGCAGUGGAGAGAGUGAAUAUAUCGCAUGUGUGAGUGCUACGUGCGACGGCAUCCUCCUUCGCAGUGCCCUGCAGCACAUCAUGCGUGUUGAUGUGUCCAUGCACUUGAGGAAAUGGCCAUUGAACCGCUGGUAG
Messenger RNA from Symbiodinium natans, 8346 nucleotides. Lineage: Eukaryota; Dinophyceae; Suessiales; Symbiodiniaceae. The record is from the annotation of a GenBank genome assembly.